Molecule: messenger RNA, 930 nt
Organism: Adineta ricciae
Lineage: Eukaryota; Metazoa; Rotifera; Eurotatoria; Adinetida; Adinetidae
Source: the annotation of a GenBank genome assembly
AUGCUGACUUGUCUAGAACAUUUUCCAAAUGAAUUGUUAUUUCACGUUUUUCGAUAUACUGAUACUCGUGAUCUAUUUCAUGGAUUCUAUGGGUUAAAUCAACGGUUCAUUUCUCUUCUCAAAUCGCUACAAAAUCGAUCGCUGAUCAUUGAAAAAAAUGAAUCAAAACUCAUUUGUGUUUUUCACUGCCAAAUACACAAAUUAGUCGUUGAUACUUGUCUUAAUAUUGAUUUCACGAAAUUUCCGCAUUUGAAAUCAUUAAUCCUAUACGAUUUAACUGAAAAUCAUCUAUCUCAGAUUCGAAGCAAACUCAUGCCUAAUCUUACUUAUCUUUCGGUUGCAUCAACAAAUACAUCAUGGUAUCUGACAGACUUGCUUUCAUGCAUCUUUUCGGACGAAUUACCAUCAUUAACUACUGUUCAACUGCAAAAUCCCAUUCCAGCAUAUUCGAAUAUUUCCUUCAAUAUAUCACUUUCACUUCGAUCCAUAGCUGUGUGUUGUCGGUCAUCAUAUAUAAUCGUCAAUAUUCUUUCAUGUUGCCCCAAUCUUCGUAAACUUCAAAUGAUCGUCAAUGAAAACCAACUCGUUCUAUUUUAUAAUACAACAAUCGUUUCCAACUAUUCCGUAAAAACGUUUAUUCUCUCGGAUGUUUACAGUAUGAUCGAUUCGAAUGAUAUUAUCAAACUUCUCGAAUAUAUGCCGAAUAUCGAACGGUUCCGGUUGAGUUUCACGUGUAGUGUUCCAUUUAUUGAUUUUGCUCGAAUAGUCGUUGAUCGAUCACCGCAUCUAGAUGAAUUCGAUUGUCAUAUUGAGAUGUCAACGGAUGAUGACAUGACCUGUAUUGAAUCUCUACAUCAAUUGCAUCCUGCUUUGAAACGUAUUACAUUUACAUCCGAUGAAAUUGGAUAUCGAACAUAUUCAACAGAUUAA